Didymella exigua CBS 183.55 is the source of this 1908-nucleotide messenger RNA. RefSeq lists its product as uncharacterized. NCBI's taxonomy places the organism in Eukaryota, Fungi, Ascomycota, Dothideomycetes, Pleosporales, Didymellaceae. The record is from RefSeq and is a predicted model, not a curated record. The coding region runs from base 1 to 1908 and encodes 635 amino acids. The transcript is spliced from 2 exons.
AUGGCCGAGCUGCACAAGGCGCUAGAGUGUCUCAGGCCCAAGGACUUCAGCGACGUGCCUACGGAUAACCUCAAGAGCUUCCUGCCUGGAAUCCUCGCAAACGCUGAACUCAUUGCGAACUCGGUCCCUCCGCCGCCGAACGGCACGCCCUAUGAGUCGGCGCAGCGCACGCGCACCUCUCCACAGCCUGCAGCGAAUGCCGCAGACCUCACCAAGUCGGAAGUACGGCGGCCGCCGCCUGCAAAGGACCAUGAAGCGCUGCAGAAAUCGUGGGGGAAGCCGGUGAAGCUGAGCGCCCAGCAGACCGCGACCGGCAUGAGCGUGUACAAGAUGGCGGGGCACGACAGACACGGCGCGUGGUUUGCGCGGUCGAGUGUGCAUGAGGGCCUCGGCUUCUCCAAGUGGAAGCGCAUGAUGCAGAGGGAGUUUCCCGAGAGUCUGGAGGUGCAGGGCGGGCCUGGCGAGGGCAACAUCAGAGGCAUCGGCGGAGACCAGCGGCUGGAGGACUUGACUGUCGACGGCGUGGGCAAUCUGCAGGUUUACCAGCUAUCUGCGCAGUUUCCCGGCCCUACGUCACCGCGAGAGUUUAUCACACUACUGAUCACAUCCGAGAACGCCCUCAGCGAAGCCUCCAAGAUUGACUCUACAGUGCCACGGCACUGGAUGGUCGUCUCGAUACCCGUCACACACCCAGAAGCCCCGCCGCGUGCCGGCAUGGUGCUCGGCCAGUACGAGUCGAUCGAGAUGAUCAGAGAGAUACCACUCACCGGCAAUGACGAUGCUGAGACCAACCCAGUGGAAUGGAUAAUGGUCACACGCAGUGACCCUGGAGGUGGCAUACCGCGCUUCAUGGUGGAAAGGAACGUACCAAGCAGUAUCGUGGCAGAUGCGAUCAAGUUCCUGGACUGGGCAUGCGCGAGGAACGACAACGAACCAAGUGAGGCAUCGGAAGCUGGCCAGGAGAACACAACAGAUGCACCACAGCAAAGCGUCGAGGCACAGCCGCGGUACUCGCUGGAGAACUCGAAUGGCCUUGGUGCAGGAGUUGGCACCAGCAUAGCGGACAGGCCAUCAUCGACGCGCCGACGAGCGUCACACCAAGUGGUCGGCGACAUAGAGCCGGCACAAGACGGCUACCUGGACCAGCUCAGGGGCGCAGUAGGCGGCCUGAGUGCCUACAUUCCAGACGCCAUGAAUCCUAUGCCACAGUUGCAGCGCACCAUCUCCAGCAGCUCUUCUUCCACCGCGUCAUCAGCAGACUCAUUCGCCUCAGCCACACAAUUCACGUCCGCCCCCCAGGGUCUGCCCAUCGACAACACAAUCCCCACUCCCUCGACCGCAUCCGAAGUCUCCGUCCCCGUCAACGAUGACAGCCACCACGCACGCGAACUGAACAGCAUCGAAACUAAGAAACUCCAACUGCGCGAAAAGUUCGACUCGGAGCGAGAAAAGCGCAGUGCCGCAGUCGCCACCGCGUCGCAACAAUCCCAAAAGGACAUUGAAAAAGCCGCCGAAAAGCACGCCCGCGACAAGAAAAAGCAAGAAGAAAAAUAUGCAAAGGAGAUGCGCAAACUCGAAGAGCGACGCGAAAAGGAAACCAAGAAGCUCCUCGCUCGCCAGCAGAAAGAGGCCGAUAAGAGCAAGCUCGCGACUGCGCAGCGGGAGCGGGAUGAGGCGCGCAAGCAGAAGGAACUCGUGGAUAAGGAGAAUAAACUGCUCAAGGAGCAGGUUGCUGAGCUGCAAAGGGAGAAUACAGCGUUGGUGGUCAAGCUAGGGAAGAGCGAUAUUGGCAAGGAUAUUCUUGCCAGUUUUAGGGCGGAGGGGGGGCGGACGAGGGCGAGUAGUCGCGCGAGUGGUAGUUCAGUGAAGAGUGGGCUGGUGAGGAGUGGGACUGCGCCGAUCAGCUGA